AUGAGAUCCUUAAAGCACCUGAAGCCUCACAGCAGGAGGACCGUGGAGGAGGCGAGCCGGCGCCUGGGUAGAUGUGAGCCCAAGGUAAUGGCCAGGCUGGUGGACAUUAGCACACAGACAGAUCCUGUAGUUGUGCUGUCCUUGGCCCAGGCCGCCGUGCUAGGUCUCAUCUCCCAGAAUGAAGUAUUUGGAGCUACCAUUGCACCCAACGGCUUCUACACCGGUGAACCCAAAGAGUCCCCUGCCCCCCCAGUAGACGGAGUGGACUACGAGUACGCCGACCAGCUUAUCGGAGCAAACGGAGAUUACCUAGGUGACAAUUUGGGAGAGGACGGUCAAAUGCAACCCAGCUGCAGUCAGAGGCGGUGGCAACAGGGCCCCCCUCAGCACCCGGACGUAAAAAUGGUCCUCCCAGACCGCCACGGCCUUCAAGGCGCCGACAUAUCCUCGUCCCACGUGAAAGGGGAAGGGGUGAGCACCGGAAUGCCCUCCUGCAUCCACAUGCUGAACAAUAUGGCUCCCAGAGGUGGCUUGGUUCAAGUGGAUCCGGCCACUCUCCGAGGAACCAACAAGAACUGCGUCGAGUGUGAGCGGGAGGCAACGGGCCAGCAGCCACCCAACUCGCACGUGCACCCGCCCCCGCCCCAGGUGGCUCACAGGGGAGCCGACCAGGGCCACAGAGGUCUUCAGGCCCAGCGCCCCAUGGGGGCUCACGGCCGAAGCGGCCGAGAGGACGAGGAGGACGUGGAACACCAGGGCAACGCCAUGAUGAAGCCCACGCAGCAGGAGGAGGCCAUCAGCAGCUACUUCCAGACCAGCGAGGUGGGCAGCUACGACUCCACCGAGAUGGGCAUGGGGGGCGAGUACGAGGACGGCAGCCAGAGCAUGAUGUGGGCGGACGGGAGCGCCGCCGCCAGCGGCGGCGGGGCGCCGCACCAGCAGCCCCCGCACCCCCAGCCGCCCCGCCGCCACGGCGGCCGGCGGGUCGACCGGCUGGACAUCAACAUCCAGAUCGACGAGUCGUACUGCGUGGACGUGGGCGACGGGCUGAAGCGCUGGAAGUGCCGCAUGUGCGACAAGUCCUACACGUCCAAGUACAACCUGGUCACGCACAUCCUGGGCCACAACGGCAUCAAGCCGCACGCCUGCCCCCACUGCGGGAAGCUCUUCAAGCAGCCCAGCCACCUGCAGACCCACCUGCUGACCCACCAGGGCACGCGGCCCCACAAGUGCACCGUCUGCAAGAAGGGCUUCACGCAGACCAGCCACCUGAAGCGCCACAUGCUGCAGCACACCGACGUCAAGCCCUACAGCUGCCGCUUCUGCCGCCGCGGCUUCGCCUACCCCAGCGAGCUGCGGGCGCACGAGGUCAAGCACGAGCGCGGCCGCUGCCACGUCUGCUCGCAGUGCGGCAUGGAGUUCCCCACCUACGCCCACCUCAAGCGCCACCAGACCAGCCACCAGGGCCCGCACACCUUCCAGUGCACCGAGUGCAACAAGUCCUUCGCCUACCGCAGCCAGCUCCAGAACCACCUCCUGAAGCACCAGAGCCCCAGGCCUUACACCUGCUCCCAGUGCGGCCUGGAGUUCGUGCAGCUCCACCACCUGCGCCAGCACUCGCUAACCCAUAAGAGACGGCUCCAGGACGUGUGUCCUGGGGACUUCAUCAAGAAAAUUGAGUUCCUAGCUCUGAAGGAGCGGGUCCCUGCGGUCUUUGCACUGCUCCCCCUGGUGGAGACCAGCAGCACCGCCCAUUUGCCGGGUAGACGACUCAGGAGCAGCUGCCAAGCUGCUUUUCAGGGGCAGAAAACACAGGACGGUUAUCCAGUUAAGAAGGAGGAAUUCUCUGCUGGAAUGAAAGGCCACAAGUGUGAAGUGUGCUCCAGAGAGUUCACCCUGUCGGCCAACCUGAAGAGGCACAUGCUCAUCCACAACAGCGUCAGACCGUUCCAGUGUCACGUCUGCUUCAAGAGCUUCAUCCAGAAGCAGACCCUCAAGACUCACAUGAUCGUGCACCUGCCCGUCAAGCCGUUCAAAUGCAAGGUGUGUGGCAAGUCUUUCAACAGAAUGUACAACCUGCUGGGCCACAUGCAUCUCCACGCUGGCAGUAAGCCCUUUAAGUGUCCUUACUGCACCAGCAAGUUCAACCUAAAGGGAAACCUCAGCAGGCACAUGAAGGUUAAACACGGAAUGGACGUCUCUCCAGAGGGACAAGAAGUUCUUCCAGAGAUGGAGAGCCAGGGGGAGUACGAAAGCCAGAACUUCAGCUUUACAUCACCAGACAGCAUGGACAAUGGUGGCUCCCAAAACCUCACUAAACUCACCACAGCCAACAUGGACGACAUGGAGGAAUAUUACAAUUUUGGGAAAGAUACAAACAGCUACACUACACCAUGAGUGUCAGUGGACCAGAGAUACGUUUACUCCUCUUUCUUUCUUUUUUUCCCCCUUAUGAAGCCUGAGGGAUAUUACAGAGUGUUGUGGAGGCUUUGGAAGACUCUGGGAAAGUGGCUUCUUUUAGUUUUGGCCUCCUUCCAGAACAACUGGCGCUGAGGACGAUGACGGGAGGAGGGUCAGGCCUGGGAGGAGGGACGCUGUGACUCUGUCUCCCACUGCCGAGACUCUGAAAGUGUUGACACGGCCUGGAGCUCCUUCUACAGGAGGACUUCACUUACAGACUCCAAGGCUCUCUGAUGAACAGUCAAACUGUAUGUUGUGUGUACGUUUCAGUUAUUCAAAGAAAAACAAAAAAAAGAAAGUCGCAGAGCCUUUGGUUACAUUUAAUGUGAUAGAAAUGUAUUGUUUGCCAUGUUAUUUUUGUUUUUUCUCUCUCCUCACAACCCACGUACGCCCUUCUGACUAAAAGUGCCAGCUAGAAGCAUUUUGCCACUCGGGCUCCACCGGGGCAUCUAUUUUAUUCGCCGUCUGUGGAAGUUUUGAGACAUAGUCACAACAUAUUCAUAGGUUUGAACGCUCUUUCGUAACAGCUCGUAAUUGAAGGCAAGCUUUGCUGCCCAGCUGUUUGUUUUUUUACGUUUCAAUGCGCUUCCAAUGCAUUUUGUUCUUUUCUUUUUUCUUUCAUUAGCAGGGCAUUCACCACCAAAGUUAGCCGUCGGUGGUCAUUCUAAACCUGAAGAUGUGAUAGCUGGCCGGUGAGGCCCUGUCACUGCGACCGUCGGCGUGGCUCCAGGUGGUUCGGAUAGUGAUCCACGCCUCCCAGCGAAUGCACCGCUCUAGUUUCUGAACCACCAAGUAAAAAAUACAAAGCACUUUUCCAUUGGAACCUUUCUUUUUCCUAUGAAGGCUGUUUUCAGUUGGCGUGAAUUAAUUUGCCCAGAGGAGACAAGCAGGGGGAAAUUAGAUUAGAGAAGCUCGAAACCCCCUUAUUUGCAAUCCUGUCAAACUCGAGCAGAUCUCCGAUCCUGUUUGGUUUUUUGUAAACAGCAGGUUACUUGAUAUAGGUAUUCACAGUUGUCUGUUCACAUGGUGUACGAGCUGAGGAGUGAGCAUUUUGUUUGGAGACUCAGAGCUUUAGGCUCCCUGUUGUUUGUCCUGUCAGCGCUGGGUCCACUUUGCUUUUAAUUCAGUUUAUUCUUUUCUUUUGGAGAAAAAAAAACACAUUAGCAAUGAGUAUGUAAAAUAAUCUGUAGGCUUAAGAGGUAAAAGUAUAUUAUAUACCAGUCCAGCUUAGAUUGGUUUUGAAAUAGCUGAAUUAAAAGUGGAGUGACACCGGCCCUGCUCCUCAGAUUCUGCAUUAGGGAUGACGUUGGGCUCCCCCUGUCCUGCCAUGCAGGUCAGCCUUGAUAUGCACACUAAACCAGAAGAAUGGUCUACUAGUUCUUUUUUUGAGAUGAGAAAUAUUAAACUGAGACCUCAUGGAAAUUGACCAUGAAUUAUUUAAUAAAGGUCCUCUAGUUUAAAAGAUGAAUGUGGUUGUUUUAAUCCGUCACUGUAGAAGGGAUUAUACCUCAGAAUGUGAAGUUUUCGGUGGUUCUGGCUCACAGAGCGACGGCUGCUCAGCCCACCACCCCCACUCCCUAAUUAGACGUCAGAACUCUCAGACGGAUAACCAUGAAAUCAUGGUUUCGGUAAAUGAAUGCCAGCGGAUUUGGAUGACGUGCUCACAUUUUCUCCCCCUCCACUUUCGGGAUGACGUCAAAUGAGCUGCAACUGGAUUCUCAACAAGCUGCAUGACCCCUGGGAUGAAUUGUACUUACUGAAGGCUAAAAGUGCUCACGCAGGGCCGGGUCAAAAGGCUCAUACGUUGGCCUCUUGAAAGAUUUGGAAAGUCAAAUGAGUUUUAACAAAGUUAAAUAUGCGAAAAGAGCCUCAUGAGGAAGAAAAUCUGAAUAUAUUCCUUUGUGGUCACAAUGUGAUUUGAUUUUUGGAUGUUCGUGUACGACAUGCUGGGGUCACAGUCUGUGUGGGCAUUUUGAGACGCACCUGUCAAAUCCUGAGGUUUAGUUGACACCAAACGAAGG
Molecule: messenger RNA, 4481 nt
Organism: Menidia menidia (Atlantic silverside)
Lineage: Eukaryota; Metazoa; Chordata; Actinopteri; Atheriniformes; Atherinopsidae
Source: the annotation of a GenBank genome assembly